CGCCGCUCAUGGCGGCCGAGAAGCCGUAGGCCGCCGCGCGCUCCAUGCUGCCGCCGCCGCCGCCGCGGGGAGAGGCCGCCCUUCCGGGGAGGGGUCCGGCGGCGCGGGCGGCGGCGGAGGCGCUCGGCGGGCGAGCGUGUGCGGCCUGUGUGCGAUAGCUGCGCUUGCGGUACCCUGGGAUUGGGCGCUGCUGCGCCUUGCUCCGGGCGAAUUUGCUCCUUCGUGACGAGAUGCUGCAUUUAACACAUCAGCUGGAGCUGUUUCCUGACCGUAGCGUGACUCUGCUCCUGUUUAAUGACGUGAAAAAUGCUGCUGCUCUCAGAAAGAAAGCAAUGGAAGGCUCUAUCGAUGGAGCAUUAAUAAAUCCUGCAAUGAUUGUAGACCCUUUUCAAAUUCUUGUGGCAGCCAACAAGGCAGUUCAUCUACACAAGAUUGGUAAAAUGAAGACCAGAACUCUCUAUGCAGAAAUUAUUUUCAACCUUUCACCAAACAAUAAUAUUUCAGAUGCAUUGAAAAAAUUUGGUAUUUCAGACAGUGAUACAGCGGUACUCAUUGUUCUGGUUGUGGACAGAGAAAAAACUGUUAAUCUGGAAGAUGUAGCAUCUCAAGUAGAAGGCCAGCAGGUUUCUUUAGACGAACUCCCCCAACUAACAGACAUUGCAAAAGUUAAAAAGAUGUACAAACUUACUCCACAGGAAGAAAAAAUCGGCACCUUAUUGGAUGGCAUUAUUUGCAGAAUGUCAACAAAAGAUGUUUUAUGAAAAUGUGCAAAUAAAUUUUUUAAAGAAAAAGAAAAACAGGGCUUUCUAAGCUGCAAAAACAUUUCAUGGCUAUUCAUCCUGUAUUUCAGAGAAAUCGGUGUAGUAUCGAGUAGUGUAGUGACAUCUGAACUUUAACUAUAAAGAACUACCUUGAGUAUGGGAGUGAUCUAAGCUGUAUUCUAAGCACAGAGCAAUUCUGCUGUACUAAGCAAAAUUGUCCAUUAGCGUUUCUGUCUGUUUUCUCAUUUAACAUGAGAAAAGAUCACUUUUCCCGAUACCUUGAGUUCAUCAUAAAAAGAAGGCUUGAAAACCUGUA
Dromaius novaehollandiae (emu) is the source of this 1077-nucleotide messenger RNA. RefSeq names its product TP53RK binding protein (gene TPRKB). The transcript has 5 exons. The record is from RefSeq and is a predicted model, not a curated record. Gene Ontology annotation, cellular component: EKC/KEOPS complex; cytosol; nucleus. Lineage: Eukaryota; Metazoa; Chordata; Aves; Casuariiformes; Dromaiidae. Bases 231 to 761 code for a protein of 176 amino acids. Gene Ontology annotation, biological process: tRNA threonylcarbamoyladenosine modification.